UCUGUGAGGGAUGAUAUUUCUUUCUUCCUUCUAUCUCUGCUUCAAACCUUUUUCAUCCCUCUUUCAAUCACCACCGCAUCUCGUCUGAAAUAUUCUUCUUCUUUUUCUACCCUUUCGUUCUCCUUUUCUUUUAUCCUCUUUGUAAACCUAACGAUGGAUCCCAAUGCGAACGGGAGUUCCUCUGAUGGAGAAACUAACGAUGUUAAAACCCUAAACCACCAUACAGCAGAGGAGAAACCUCACCAAAACCAUCAUCAUCAUACCGGAGAUGGUGCUAGCCCUGGGAAGAUUUUUAUUGGUGGUCUAGCCAAGGAGACUACUACUCUUCAGUUUACCAAGUAUUUUGGUAAAUAUGGAGAAAUCACAGACUAUGUGAUAAUGAAAGAUCGAGUAAGUGGGCAGCCCCGUGGAUUCGGUUUUGUGACUUAUUCAGAUGCCUCUGUAGUUGACAGAGUUAUCGAAGAUACUCAUGUUAUUAAUGGAAAACAAGUUGAAAUCAAGCGGACCAUACCUAAGGGAACCAUGGGAUCCAAGGAUUUGAAGACCAAAAAGAUCUUCGUGGGCGGUAUUCCUACUAGCGUAAACGAAGAUGAAUUUAGUGGGUUUUUCUCUAAGUUUGGAGAGGUCAAGGAACAUCAAAUCAUGCGGGACCAUGCAAGCACUCGUUCUCGGGGUUUUGGGUUUAUUACAUUUGAUAGUGAGGAAUCUGUCGAUAACAUUCUGUCUCAAGGGAACAAGAUCGAAUUUGCUGGAUCUCAGGUGGAGAUCAAGAAAGCAGAACCCAAGAAAUCUAACCCCCCAUUGGCACCACCCAGGCAUUUUUCCAAUUCUAGGCCCAGUACUUAUGGUGGCGCUGGUGCAUUUGGGGAUGCUUAUGAUGGGUAUGGUGCCGGUGGUGGUGGGUCCUAUAGAUCAGGCGGGAUAUAUGGGGGUAGACCAGGUGGCUAUGCAGGAUAUGGCGCUAGUGAAUUCGGUGGUGGAUAUGGAUAUGGAUAUGGUGGUAGCGGUCUAGGCGAUUAUAGACAGUCUUCUCUAGGAUAUGCAGGCCGUUAUGGCGGAGGCUUCAAUAGAGGUUAUGACCUAGGAGGUGGUUAUGGUGGAGGAGCUGGUGAGGGUUAUGAUGGCUAUGGUGGCGGUGCUGGUGGUUAUGGUAGUAGCUAUGAUGCAGGCUUUACGAGUGGCUACCGAGGUAGCGGUGGAAGCUCCCUAUAUGGAAAUAGAGGUGGUUAUGGAGGUAGUGGUGGUGGUCGUUACCAUCCUUAUGCAAGGUAGAGAAUUCCAAUAGCAGUGUCAAUGGUCCAUGGAAGAACAAAGCAGAACAACUUAGUCUUCUAUUGUUAGCUUCAAGCGGCUAGAGAAGGGUAGAUCAUCUUGCUUACUGAUGCGAUCCUUAGCAAAACAGGACUUAGUUGUCUAUUGUUAGCUUAAUGAUGCGACCCUUAGAAUUUUAAUCUAUUUUAGUUUUUCGUUUGUGUUACUGCUUGGUCUAUUCAUAGUUUUCUGAACUUCUAGAUAUACUCUGUUUGAUAAGAUGAACAUCGGAUAAUUAAUCUUUUCUUUGAUGUCUUGGUUGUUCAAAGAUAAAUGAAGAAGAAACUCUUAGAAACCUGUCUUUUGAAAUCUUACUUGAGCUUUCUAUGUAGAUCGAUGUUGGCAGUUAGGAUAUUUAGCCUUCAUACCCUCUUGAAUCUUUGUUCUCCUUACAUCUGAGUCUAGGUAUUAGGAAUUAGGAUGAGUUAAUUGAAAUUUUUUAUUGACCCAUUGAUUUAAGGCCCAACUAAAAUAGUAAUAUUUGGGAAUUACCAACAAAUUUUUUUUUCUGUGCCACAGUAGUAGUACAGUAAGUUUGACCCUCUUCCUUCUUUCAUGACCUAGUGUAUUGAUGUGGCCUUCGUUCUUGUUUACAAUAUGCGAUCAAUAUGUUGUCCCAUCCUGAUGGGUAUGUUAAUUGUUUCUUUCUUGUUUUCAAACUGUUUUUCACUUUCCAAGUACGGCCCAAGGCCUUCAAAGUCACCGUAUGUAUUGUUCUUUUUUUACAAUUUUCUUUUGCAUAUUAGUAGUACAGUAAGUUUGAGCCUCUUCCUUAUUCUUGGCCCAGCGUAUUGAUGUGGCCUUCGUUCUUGUUUAUAAUAUGCAAUCAAUAUGUUCUCCCAUUGUCCCAUCCUGAUGGGUAUUUCAAGUGUUUCUUGUCUUGUUUCGAACUUGUUUUCACUUUCCAAGUACGGCCCAACGGCAUCUUUGAAGUCUUGUAUUGUUUGUUUUUUUCUGCAUAGAAUAGAAAUACAAAACAAGAUUCCCCCAAUGCCAUGUGAGGGAAAAUUUUAGUUCAUUUUUUGGGGGCUUUGUUUUAAAUUGACAAACAAAAACUUGUAGUAUCCCCCUUGGCCCUAAAAUCUGAAUGGCAAUCUUUUAGAAAUUUUUGUUUGUUUUUGUAAAUUCAGUUGCUACUCUUGUUUCCUUGUCUUCUCCCAGCAAUCUGAGGUCUUCAAUUCUUACUGGUAACUUUAGCAGUUGUGGCUUGGACACUAACGAAGCUUAUAUUGAGAUUGGAAGAGGUUCAACCAUUAUCUAAACCUGAAGUACACAGAGCAUCUUCUCAAGCUUUUGUUACUAUGCUGCAACUUAGACAGUCUUCUUUCCUUCCUCACCCAAUUGACAAUGAUUCAUAUAAUUUUUUUAUUAUAUCAAGCGGGAUUCGAACCUCUGACCUAACAACUCGAGAGUUCGUCCCUAGCCAACUGAGCUAGCCCCAGUUGGUUAACAUUGGGAUAUUGUUCUCUGCAUAAGAUUGCUCUGCAAUACAGGGGACGAGAUUCAAAGAUAUGGUUACAGUCAUGCGGUGACAGUUCGUUAAGAUGCUUGCAGAUAAACAGUAAGCUAACGCUCAGAUUUCUCAUGCACAACCAGACGAUCUUAUCGUUUUUUACCAUUUGAUAAGUAGGAAGCAGACUAGCGAUAAUCACGGCAUGAGUUCGAAAAAAGAGUCCAGCCUUGCCAAUCACAUCUACGAAGAGUGGUCAGCUUUUAUGCUAUGGUUCUGUUGGUGGCAGUAUCUAUCGCAACGAUCCAAAAGCUUCAUCUUCCGAGUUGCUUGAGAGUUUUAGUAGGUUGGUUUGUCUAGGAAAUGCAGUGACAACAGCCAGUACGAAGUAGGAGAUCUGAAGGUAGUAUAAACAGAUAUAGCUUCGUUGAAAUUUUAGGCAUUUUUAGACAGAUACAAGGGACCUUUUCUGAAUCUAAUUCAAUAUUUUGUCUAUAUCCUAUUAUAUAUAAAAUUGUGUCUAUAAUCCUAUAUCCAUAGGCGCCUUUUAUUAAUUUAUAAAAUCUGUUGAUUUUUACUUUCCCAA
Messenger RNA from Papaver somniferum (opium poppy), 3347 nucleotides. Its product is annotated as heterogeneous nuclear ribonucleoprotein 1-like. The transcript has 7 exons. Gene Ontology annotation, biological process: regulation of gene expression. The coding region runs from base 154 to 1272 and encodes 372 amino acids. The record is from RefSeq and is a predicted model, not a curated record. NCBI's taxonomy places the organism in Eukaryota, Viridiplantae, Streptophyta, Magnoliopsida, Ranunculales, Papaveraceae. Gene Ontology annotation, molecular function: RNA binding. Gene Ontology annotation, cellular component: nucleoplasm.